AUGUCCCAUAUCAGAAAGUAUUCGGUGGCCGUUGGGCGCGAAAGAGGCUAUCGGAAGACGAAGAAUGUGAAACGUCAAAAACCAUCAGCCUCAAAAGCGCAUGGAGGCAAACAAGCAAAAUUCGCCCGCAGUCUCGUGCGUGAAAUUGUUGGCUUCGCCCCUUACGAGCGUCGUAUUCUCGAGUUGUUGAAGAACGAUCGUGAGAAAAGGGCUCUAAAGUUCACAAAGAGGCGCAUUGGUGGCCACCGCAGAUCCAAGAAGAAGAGGGAAGAACUCAUGGGUGUUGUCAAGAGCAUGCGUCACAAGUAA
Messenger RNA from Dibothriocephalus latus, 309 nucleotides. The record is from the annotation of a GenBank genome assembly. NCBI's taxonomy places the organism in Eukaryota, Metazoa, Platyhelminthes, Cestoda, Diphyllobothriidea, Diphyllobothriidae.